UGAGGGAAGGGCCAGACAGAAGUUGUCUGAACAGAAAGAGAAGAAAACACGGAAACAUUCAGGUGUGUGAGUCAGUUACAGUCUUUAUGUAAAGAAGAAAGAAAAAGGAGCAUUCAUUCUUAAAAAGUUUUCAAGAUGGAUGUUCAAGAGAAUUCCCCAGGAGUUAUGGGGUUGCUGAAGACAUUUGACUCGUCUGAGUUUGGCAAUUGGGAGAAAAUAGGUUCUGGUGGAUUUGGACAAGUGUACAAAGUACGGCACGUACAGUGGAAAACAUGGUUGGCUAUUAAGUGUCCUCCCAGUCUUCAUGUGGAUGAAAAAGAGCGUGCCGAGCUCCUUGAAGAGGCCAAUAAAAUGGAGGCAGCAAAGUUCCGCUACAUCUUGCCUGUAUAUGGCAUCUGCAGUGAUCCAUUGGGCCUGGUAAUGGAGUACAUGGAGACAGGCUCUCUGGAGACACUGUUGGCUGCUGAGACACUGCCGUGGGUGCUGCGUUUUCGUAUUAUUCAUGAGACAGCAGUGGGAAUGAACUUCCUGCACUGCAUGAACCCACCACUGCUACAUCUGGACCUGAAGCCCGCAAAUAUACUGCUGGAUGCCCACCACCAUGUCAAAAUCUCAGACUUUGGCUUGGCCAGAUGGAAUGGCUUUGCCAGGAACGAUGACAUCAGUCGUGAUGGAUUUUGUGGCACUAUUGCCUACCUACCUCCUGAAAGGAUCAUAGAGAAGGAAAGGGUCUCUGAUACCAAGCAUGAUGUCUACAGCUUCUCGAUAGUUAUCUGGGGAAUUCUCACACAGAAAAAGCCAUAUCAAGGGGAGAAUAACAUUCUGCAUAUCAUGGUGAAGGUGGUGAAAGGGGUUCGUCCAGACCUGAGCUCUUUGCCCCGCAGUCGACCUCAGGCGUGUUCAGGCUUUAUAGCCCUCAUGCAGAAAUGCUGGAGUGGCUCUCCUGAUGCCAGGCCAAGUUUCCAGGAGAUUACAUCUGAGGUAGAGGAGCUGUGUUCAAAACCCCAUGAUGAGGCCAGAGGAUCAAUGUCUGAGCCAGACUCCUCACCCUGUCCAGCUCCUGUGAGCUCAGAACAGGAGCAAAAGCCUGUAAGGCCAAAGUCAGCCAUGUUACCGGAGAAGGACUAUAGCCUUUCUGAGUUGCUGAGUCAAAUAGACUCUGGGAUUUCUCGCAGCUUUGAUCAUGUUAAAGAGGACUGCCUGGAGAGCAAAGACAACACCAGCAAGAGACUGUCAGGAAUUUCCUCUGUGGACUCCGCCUUCUCAUCCCAAGGCUCCAUCACACUCUCCUUUGAAAGGGAGAAUUCAGUCAAUGAGUCAUGUGAUCUACAAAAGAAGAAGCUAUGCGAAGCCAUUCGUACUGAAGACACAGCAAAACUAAUGAAGCUUCUACAGCCACAGGAUGUGGAGCUCCGUCUAGAAGGUGGCGGUGGCCUACUUCACUAUGCUGCAACACUGGGCAAUGAGGAGGCUGUGAAAUUUCUACUUCUCAACAACUGCAGUGCUAAUAUGGCUGAUUGGCGUGGUGCCACACCACUGCAUGUGGCCGUGGAGAAGCAUUUAAGAAGUGUCACUGAGAUAUUGUUAAGCCGCAAAGGAACUGAUGUGAAUGCUAAAGACGAGGAUCAGUACACAGCCCUGCAUUUUGCCGCUCAGAAUGGCGAUGAGGCUCUGGCACGUCUGCUUCUGGAGCGACGGGCAUCAGCCAGUGAGGCAGAUGCACAGGGGCGUACAGCCGCACAUGUGGCAUGUCAGCAUGGGUGUGAAGGUGUUCUGCGUGUGCUCUUGAGUCGAGGCGCUGUUGACGCCCAUGCCGCUGCCAAAGAUGGGUGGACACCACUGCAUCUGGCAGCCUGGCGUGGCCACUCCACCAUCUCCAAGUUGUUGGCUAAGCAGGCAGGUGCCGAUGUGGAUGCGACAACUGCCGAUGGCCGCACACCACUGCACCUGGCAGCACAGACAGGCCGAUACAGGGUGGCACGUGUGCUGGUGGAGCUGGGUGCUAAUGUGCAACAGACCUCAAGCCCCGACCUACGAUCGCCACUGCACGUUGCAGCUGAGACAGGCCACACGAGCACUGCACGCCUGCUACUGAAGCAUGGUGCUGAUAUCCAAGGACGCACAGUUCAGGGCUGCACUGCCUUGCACCUAGCAGCUCAGCGUGGCCACUUGGCCACGGUAAAAAUGCUCCUGGAGGAGGGUGCUGAUGUCCGGAGUGCCAACCGUGCCCUGCGCACUGCAUGCCAUCUGGCAGCUGAAGCUGGUCAUGUCCAGGUGUUCAGUGAGCUGCUGGAGAGGUGGCCUGAGGUAGUAACAGUGCAGGACGAGGAUGGUUUAGCACCAUUGCACCUAGCAUUGCGGAGUGGACACAUGGACAUUACGCGUCUCUUGCUGAGCAACGGAAACUCAGAGGCGGACAUUUUGCAUCCAGAACCCAAGAAUCUGAACACUAAAACAUCUGAGGGGCUCCACAGGAAAGUACUUAUCCUGAAACUAACCGUGCCAAAGGGCAACAACUCUACACAGGACUCAGCAGACACACAACUGCCCUCUGCACACUCUGCUAAGACUAGCACAGAGACCUGAUAGAUUUGAUAGUGUCUCUUUCUGCUAUGUUGUGUAAGAAAAUCUAUGCAUUGAAAAAAUCGAUGGACUGUUACACCCUUUUGGUAAAGAGACUUUUAACUAUCUAUUUCCAAUUUUUGUAUAUAAUGUAAUUAUUUGGUUGGGGUCCUUUUAAUAUAAGUACCUCUUGAAUAUUUUUUAUUUCUAUGGAUUUUUGGGGCUCUUGAAACGUUUUCCAGCAGUAAUAAAAAAACAUUCCUGAUUAGGAAAAGGAUGAUGUGUAUAUACAAGUACUGUACAUAGAAUCUGGACCAAUCAUUGCUAUGCCCUUUUCAGCAAGAUCUUUUUGUCACAGCCAUUCUUUUAACAGUUAUCCGUUUACUGUUUGAGUAUUGUUUUUACCACGUUAUGUAUUUGCCAUUCAUUCCUGAAAAUAAAACACCUGAAAUAAAUGUAACCUUAAACAUGAAAAAUAUAAUGUAUUAAAAUAGCAGGUCAUUGCUUAAUAUUGAGGUCAGAUCAUGAGCACCUGUACUCUGUUACCCCAGUGCCUAAAUCCUGGCAGUGCUUCAAGGCUAUUUCAAAUCCACAAGGCUAAUUAUACCAUUUAAUACCUCUGGUCGCAUGACAGCCAGAAGAGUAUUUAGAACCACUUGGCUCCCACCAUGGGAACAGGGCCUGAGGGGGAUCACAGGUGAUGUGUGGGUGGGGAGUGGAAAUGGGGGCGGUAACUGUACAUUGUGAAUACCACCAUGUCAAGACUGUUAGCCAAUUCCUGAGACCACCUUAUCUUUUCAUCACUUUGUGAAAGCAGAGCACCGUGCCUCACUGACGCCACGAGGAGCAGAGCUUUCACAACCCACAAUUAACUCAGAAAGGAACUGCAGCAUGUUACUUACCUUGGCAUUCAUAUCCUCCUUUAUCCUGAAUUUACUCACUGGUAAACUGUGUAUUUGUGCAUAUGCUUGCAUAUACAAGCCAGGGCUUUGACAUUUGUAAUUAGAUAAAAAAAAAGACAUUGUCAUAUUUUUAUAUUCAGAAUUAAAUACCUAUAGUGUUUAAACAGUUUUAUGUUUU
Messenger RNA from Tachysurus vachellii, 3642 nucleotides. It is a transcript of the gene ripk4, whose product is annotated as receptor-interacting serine-threonine kinase 4. Gene Ontology annotation, biological process: protein phosphorylation. The coding region runs from base 136 to 2586 and encodes 816 amino acids. Lineage: Eukaryota; Metazoa; Chordata; Actinopteri; Siluriformes; Bagridae. The record is from RefSeq and is a predicted model, not a curated record. Gene Ontology annotation, molecular function: protein kinase activity; protein binding; ATP binding. The transcript is spliced from 8 exons.